Acytostelium subglobosum LB1 is the source of this 1263-nucleotide messenger RNA. RefSeq lists its product as hypothetical. The transcript has 2 exons. Gene Ontology annotation, biological process: phenylacetate catabolic process; fatty acid beta-oxidation. Bases 1 to 1263 code for a protein of 420 amino acids. The record is from RefSeq and is a predicted model, not a curated record. Gene Ontology annotation, cellular component: peroxisome. Gene Ontology annotation, molecular function: acetyl-CoA C-acyltransferase activity. NCBI's taxonomy places the organism in Eukaryota, Evosea, Eumycetozoa, Acytosteliales, Acytosteliaceae.
AUGUCAUACAACUCACGUAUCGAAGUCAUUGGACGUCACCUUAGCACCGGCAACCAAGCCGACGAGGUCUUGUCUGCUUGCCCAACUGGCGCAUCUACAAAGUCUGGAGAUGAUGUUGUUAUUGUUGCACCAUUCCGUACUGCUAUUGCCAAGGCAAAGAGAGGAGGCUUCAAGGAGACCUCACCAGAUGAUAUGUUGGCACCAGUCAUUGCACACAUUCUAAAGGUCACCAAGGUGAACCCAGCUCUCAUUGGCGACGUUGUCAUGGGCUCAGUGCUGCCAAGAUCAUCACAGGGUGCCACCGAGAUCAGAGUUGCCUCUCUGAUCGGAGGUCUGCCCAAGGAGGUGCCAUGCAUGACAGUCAACAGACAGUGCUCAUCAGGUUUGCAAGCGAUUGCCAACUGUGCCGCCGCCGUCAAGGCUGGCCACUACGAGAUUGGUUUGGCCGGUGGUGUCGAGUCAAUGUCGCUCAACCCAAUGGCCUGGGAGGGUCAGUUCAACGAGGUUGCCAUGAACGACCCAGUGGCCAGCGGAUGCUACAAUACAAUGGGCCAGACAUCAGAGAACGUUGCAGAGCGCUUCAACAUCAGCAGAAAGGAGCAGGAUGAGUUCGCUGUCCUCUCGCACAAGAAGGCUGGCGCCGCCCAGAAGGCUGGCAAGUUUGUCGACGAGAUCGUUCCCGUCACCGUCAAGACUGAGGACGGAAAGACCGUCGUCAUCGACAAGGACGAGGGUAUCCGUGAGCAGACCACCCUUGCUGACCUCACCAAGUUGAAGCCAGCCUUCAAGGAGGGAGGUUCCACCACCGCCGGUAACGCCUCGCAGCUGUCCGAUGGUGCCGCCGCCUGUUUGGUCAUGAAGAGAUCGACCGCCCAGAAGUACGGUCUGGUGCCAGCUUUGAUCCUGCGCUCGUUCGUCGCCGUCGGUGUCGAGCCAGCCAUCAUGGGUGUUGGUCCCGCCGCCGCCAUCCCCGCCGCCAUCCAGAUGGCCGGCCUCAAGAUUGCCGACAUUGACGUCUUUGAGAUCAACGAGGCCUUUGCCUCGCAGGCCUACUACAGCAUCCAGCACCUGAAGAUCCCAAUGGAGAAGGUCAACCCCAACGGAGGUGGUAUUGCCCUCGGCCAUCCACUGGGCUGCACUGGUGCCCGUCAGACUGCCACCCUCUUCAACGAGCUCAAGCGUCGCAAUGCCAAGUUUGGCGUCGUCUCAAUGUGCAUUGGUACCGGUAUGGGUGCUGCUGCCGUCUACGAGAGAGACUGCUAA